AUUUAAAUGGGAAGUUAUUAAAGAAAAUCUGAAUAGAUAUAAAGAAUAUCGUGAAAUUUAUUUGCAACAACUAAAUCAUCAUAAAAAUGAAAAACGUGCUCAAGAAUUAGAAAAACAAAUUGAUCUUUUUAAUUUAAUUUAUAUUCGUCGAACUGCACAAAUUCAAUAUGCUAAGAAAAAAAUUGAAGAAAAAGAUCUUUCUUGGUGGGAUAAAUUAGUCAAUUGGUGGAGUUCAAAUUCAGAUCAAGAUAAUACAGAAUUUAAAUUUAAUGAUUCAUUAUCAAUGGAAGAAAAAACAAAAUUAUAUCAAGCAAUUGGUUAUAAAGAUGAUCAACCUUCUCAACAAUUAUAUUAUCCAGAAGAGUAUAUUGAUAUUGAUGUUUCAUUGAAAUUAAGUCUUAUUGAAAUAAAUAUUUGGUCUUUAAUUCAUCAAAAUGAUUUACAUAUGAAAGUCAUCUCUCGUCUUUCAAUAUCAAAUGGUCAAUUAGAAUUUCAACGUCGUCCAGCGCGAGAUGAUAUUCAAUUAGUUAUUGAUUUAAAUUCAUUAGAAAUGUCUGGAAUUGAUUCAGAAUUGAAUAAUGAAAAUGAAUUGAACUUAUCUCGUCCUCUUUUAAUUCAAUCAUUUAAUCAAACAAAUAAACUUCUUCAUAUUGAAUUUGAAACAAAUCCAUUAAAUACUAAAUCUGAUUAUCGUAUUCAAGCUAAAUCUCAACCAUUACAAAUUAAUUAUCAUGCAAUGACAAUUAAUAAAUUAAUUGAAUGUUUUUUACCGGAUAGACAUCAUGAUUUAGAAGGAAUAAAAGAAGCAGCUUAUUCAAUUUAUAUAGAUAUAAAACAUCGUACACAAUUUUUAGUUAGUGAAAAUCUUAAAACAAUAACAGAUUUAGAUAUUGAUAUUGAUUUACAAUCGAUUUAUUUCAUUGUACCAGAACAUGGAUUUUAUCAAUCUUCUUCAUCAGUUAUUUGUUUGGAUUUAGGUCGUUUUAUGUUUAAAGGUGGUGAAAAAAAUGUUCAAAAUCUUGAAAAAAAUGUUUUUUAUGAUGCUAAAAAUGAUCAAGAUGAUUUAAUUUAUGUUCCUUUAAAAAUUCAAUUAGAAAAUGUUCAAUUACUUUAUCUUACACAAAAUGAAAAUUGGAUUGAUUUACGUUUACAAGAAGAUUCACCAUCACAUUUAAUUAAACCAAUUACAUUAACAUUAGAUCUGGGAAAAUUAAUUCACAUCGAAAACAAUAAAUUACCUAUGUAUGAUACUUUUUCAUAUUUCAGACUCGUUUAA
This is a messenger RNA of Rotaria sordida, 1276 nucleotides long. NCBI's taxonomy places the organism in Eukaryota, Metazoa, Rotifera, Eurotatoria, Philodinida, Philodinidae. The record is from the annotation of a GenBank genome assembly.